This is a messenger RNA of Manihot esculenta (cassava), 914 nucleotides long. RefSeq names its product nudix hydrolase 22, chloroplastic. Gene Ontology annotation, biological process: coenzyme A catabolic process. Bases 50 to 796 code for a protein of 248 amino acids. Lineage: Eukaryota; Viridiplantae; Streptophyta; Magnoliopsida; Malpighiales; Euphorbiaceae. The transcript has 4 exons. The record is from RefSeq and is a predicted model, not a curated record. Gene Ontology annotation, molecular function: coenzyme A diphosphatase activity; acetyl-CoA hydrolase activity.
AAUACCCACAAGUUUUUCAACAUAGAUCCAGACAUAUAGGAAUCCUAACAUGGUGCAGAAAUCCCAGAAACUUUUGUCCUUAGCUCAACAGCUUCGUCUCUAUAAACCUCAGUAUUCUCUAACCGAAGAACAUCCUCAACAACGUGUUCCAAAAGAAGGAACAAAUUCAGUCUCCCAGAGUUUGAACUCCACUGCCGAAUCUGCAGGAAUCAACAACAGAGCAGCAGUUCUUGUUUGUAUCUUCGAAGGAAAUGAUAGCGAUCUGCGUGUAUUCCUCACAAAGCGCUCCUCAUCACUGUCUUCUCACUCUGGUGAGGUUGCUUUGCCGGGUGGCAAAAGAGAGGAUGGCGAUGCUGAUGAUAUAGAGACUGCCCUGAGGGAGGCUCAGGAGGAGAUUGGCUUAGAUCCUGCUCUUGUUGAUGUUGUUGCUGUUCUUGAACCAUUUGUGACUUUGAGUGGCAUAGCAGUAGUCCCUGUGGUGGGAAUACUAUUUGACAAGAAAGCUUUCGUUCCAUCGCCAAACGCCAAUGAAGUAGAAGCAAUCUUUGAUGUUCCCGUAGAAAUGUUUCUCAAGGAUGAGAACCACAGGACAGAAAAGAAACAGUGGUUGGGAUACAAGUAUUCACUCCAUUACUUUGACUAUCAAACAGGGAGCCAAAGGUUUGUGAUUUGGGCUUUAACGGCUGGAAUCAUGAUUAGAGUUGCAUCAAUUGUCUAUCAACGACCACCUACAUUUUUAGAGCAGAGGCCCCCAUUUUGGGGUGGAGUUUCUCAAAGAGAUAUCCCAAAGCUUUAGAUUUUAUUAAUUGUCAUUUAUGAGAAAAAUCUUACUUGUACCAUAAAUUUAAAUACUGAAGCUCCUUAGCCAGUGUUACAAAUUUGAUAGCAAAACUGCAUUGAUAUUUUGCUUUUUA